GAAACAGGAGGGACACUUUUGAGGGAGUAAUGACGUUUUGUUUUUGUUUAGCACUGGGCAAUUGAAGAACACAAAAAGACUAUAAUUUUACGAAGACGAAGUAUUACGACAGUAUAUCGAUAUAUUUCUAUACAAAAGGACGACGUACGGCUUGAAUUCCCUUCGCAGAUCGUUGCAUAGCCAGCUGUACAUACCAGACAUCCACGUAAUCCUGAGGAAAACUAGCUCUCUCCAUCCUGUAUGAUAAAACACUGACACUCACACGAGACAGUAACUAUGUCAUGGCCCCAUCAAGAAAGAGGUUGUUACCCAAACCACUCCCAGAGGGCUUCCUACUGACCGACAGUGAGAAGAAGACAUGGAGGCUGGGAACGAUCAUUGGUCAAGGUGGCUGUGGACUCAUCUAUCUUGCCUCCCGUGAUGUGGACAGACAUGUUGCAGCAGACACUGAUUUUGUCAUAAAAGUGGAGUACCAGGAGAAUGGCCCCUUGUUCUCAGAGCUCAAGUUCUACCAGAGGGCAGCCAAACCAGAGAGCAUGCAAACAUGGAAGCAGAACAGGAAUCUGGACUUCCUGGGGAUCCCAACGUACUGGGGAUCAGGACUCGCUGAAUACAAUGAACUCAGGUAUCGUUUCAUGGCCAUGGACCGACUGGGCAUUGACCUUCAGAAAGUCUGUGAACGCAGUGGAGGUCGACUGAAGAAGCCCACCGUUCUCCAGCUAGGUCGAAGGCUGGUGGACAUCCUAGAGUAUAUUCAUGAGAACGAGUAUGUGCAUGCAGACAUUAAAGCUGCCAACCUCAUGCUUGGCUGCAGAGACUCUGAGCAGGUGUAUCUAGCAGACUAUGGGCUGUCGUACAGAUACUGUCCUGAUGGAGUCCACAAGGAAUACAAGGAAAACCCCAAGAAGGGCCACAAUGGAACCAUUGAAUACACCAGCCUUGACGCCCACAAAGGACUUGCUCCAUCUAGACGUGGUGACCUCCAGAUUUUGGGUUUUUGUCUUCUUCACUGGUUAUGUGGGUCUCUGCCUUGGGACAAGCUUCUGAAGAACUCCGCUCAGGUCCAGGAGGCCAAGGCCAGACUGAUGGACAAUCUGCCAGACUCAGUCCAACAGCUGUCGGGGAGGGGAGCGAGCACAGAUGAGCUGGAAGCAUUCCUCAGUUAUGUGAGAACUCUGGACUACCAAGAGAAGCCAAACUACCCUCAUCUCAAACUGCUGUUGGCCGCUGUUGACGAGGGAAGACUUGACUUCUCCAUGCCACAAGAACCCAGGGGGGAGUCCACAACCAAGCCCACCGGCGGAAAGAAAGCAGGACGGGUCAGAGGGUCAUCCAAAGCCAAGGCUGUGGAGGAUGUACCAGAGGAGAUCAAGUCUGGACCAGUGCCAGCCCGCUACAUAAGAGGACCCCCCCUCACUAAGCUUCAGUUACAGAGAGAAGGCGGAGCUCUGCCUGCUGUCAGCAGGUCAUUCAGGCCAAGACCUGCAGUGAGUUAUGGAGAAGAUGACAGUGAAGCUGAGGAGGAGGAGGAAGAGGAGGCCAGACCCAGACCCAUCCCUGCAUGCUAUCUGAGAGGCCCUCCAAUCAGCCCCAGAGCUCAGUCUAAACAGAAAGCUCAAACUAAAUGGAGCGGCAAAACAACCGACGCCUUCUCCGUGACCUCAGAGAGAAAGGAACAACGACUCCACUGGCAAAGGAGAAAACACAUAUUGACAAACUGUGACACCAAGGAUCAAACACACAUGGACUUCAGGGAGGAAAUGCUGCUCCCCUCCAAUGAGUAUGUGAACCAGGGGUGGGCAGGUCUGAAGCUGGAGGAGGACUGUGAUUCCCCUCACAUUCACCAGAGAGUGCUCCACCACAGAGCAGGGUACGGCCAUGGACAGUCUUAUGAUCCCAGACGCAGCGCUGGUGAAUGUUCUGCUGAACAGGAAGCUGGUCCCACGCAGAGGACAGGACUGUUCUCCUGGUUUGUCUUUGUGGGGGUCUUCCUUUUCCUGUAUGCUGCUCUUGAUGUUUGCCAAAUUGCAUUUAAACCCUUUUGAAGAAGAAAGCGUUCAGAGAUCUACUAGUUUCAGCACCGUCUGUCAAGCGGUUGCCACUUCUCAGGACUUCUGGGCUGCCAUUCUCACAGUUAUGGGCUGAAAUGGAAGAAGAAGCCUCAGUUUUAUUCUGCUUAUGAAAUGUUAUAGUUAAAUGUGGUGUGGAGGCUUGUGUUGUGAAAAAAUUAAGUGGGCUCUCAUUUCUACCUGUGCUGUAGAUGAAGGACUCCCAAAUACACUCCAAAUAAUUUGCACAAAUAAAACUGUCUUUGAAUAAAUGGCAUGCUGUAUUCACAGGGAUCCAGUAUCACAUGCUUUACUUCCUCCUUCAUCACACAAGGAGCAGCGUCAGAAAAACCUUCUGAAUGCAGCAUAUUGUUGUUAACACACUCGGCAGAGAGAAGGUUACACUAUGUUCCAAGCUAAUUAAGUAUGCUGAAUGUCUAUUGACUUGGCAGUGAAGGCCUUUAUGAAGCACUAUGAAGGCAGCUGUUAGCCUGCUGUGAGCCGCGCUCCUACCUUGCUGCAGUAAGGACACUCUCCAAAAACAAUGUUGAAGCUCUGCCUGCUGGAGGGGAGCGCUCGCAGCCACUGUAUGGAAAAGGACAGAAAGGGAAAAGAAGACCACUUCACCACGUUGUUACUUUGGAUCUGAUGCGUCAGUGUCAAGUGAUAAUCACGCCCGUUCCAAUGUACACUUAUUACUGCACACUUUUCAAGAUUAUCUGACAUGCUGAAGCAUUCAAAGGGCUUUCAUGUGCAACUUUUAGAAUGUCUUCCUGCCUAUGCUUUGUGUCAUUGAAUACGGAGUAUAUAAACAAAG
This is a messenger RNA of Cottoperca gobio, 2865 nucleotides long. RefSeq names its product serine/threonine-protein kinase VRK1-like. The transcript has 15 exons. Gene Ontology annotation, biological process: protein phosphorylation. The record is from RefSeq and is a predicted model, not a curated record. Bases 282 to 2045 code for a protein of 587 amino acids. Lineage: Eukaryota; Metazoa; Chordata; Actinopteri; Perciformes; Bovichtidae. Gene Ontology annotation, molecular function: protein kinase activity; ATP binding.